This is a messenger RNA of Paramecium pentaurelia, 1196 nucleotides long. The record is from the annotation of a GenBank genome assembly. NCBI's taxonomy places the organism in Eukaryota, Ciliophora, Oligohymenophorea, Peniculida, Parameciidae.
AUGUAGAGUAGGUUCUCUAAAAAUCUAGAAUCAAUUACAAUUAACACAAGUAACUACAAUCAAACCUAAAAUCUAAUUCAAAUUAGUAAAAUAUCAAUACCGACCCUGAAAAUAAAAGCAUCAUCUAUUCACCUAAAAUAAUACAAUAAGAAUAUAAAAUCAAUUAGAAAUAAGAAACUACACCUUAAAAAACUAUUACCCUUCAUUAAUCAUAAUAAAAUAUAGACAAAUAGCUAAUAAUUCCAUUAAUUCCACUUAUGUAAAAUUUAAAAGAAUAGUUUAAAUAAAUAAACAAUAUUACUUAAAUUAGACAUAAGCAUUUUAAUAAUAAACAUCACAUAAUAGGCUGAAGAACGCUUUUAGAAUUUUAAAAUAAGAAAAAAACUUGGAGAUGGCAGGUAUAGUGAUGUAUAUUUAGCUAGACAUUUGUAGACAGGAUUUUUUAUAGCAUAAAAAGUCAUUUAAAAAAUACAAAUGAUAGAAGAAAUGAUUGAAGCUUAGGAGAUUAAAAUUCAAUAUUUAUUUGAUCAUCCAAAUAUUACUAAGUUGUAUACUUUUUUUUAAACUUAUAAUCAUUAUUAGAAUUAUUUAUUAUGUCAUUAGAUGUUCACAUUGCUAAUUACUAAAUCUAUUUAAAAAAAUAACCAAAUUAAAGAUUUUAAGAAAAAGAAGCUUCUAAUUAUGUCCAUUAAAUAACUUUUGCAUUAAUGUACAGACAUAAUAAUGAUUUAAUUUAUCGAGAUAUUUAACCAGAUAAUAUUCUCUUAAAUUUUGGCUAAGCUAAAAUUGCUAAUUUUUCAUUCUGUGUUUAUUCUCCUCAUUUUUAUAGAUAAACAUUUUGUGAUAAUAUCAUAGAUGCUUCACCUGAAAUUCUUAAAGUAGAUAUAUAGGAUAAAAUAAUGUGAUAUUUUUGGUUUUGGUUACUUAAUAUAUGAAUUAUGUUUUGGUAUACCUUCAUGGAAAGAGCAUUAACAAGAAUUAAUUAAAACUGUAAGGUAUAGUUUAAAAUUUUGAUUUAAGCUUGUGUUAUAAUUCCAUCUUAAACAUCUAAAGAAUUGAGAGAAAUCAUUGAAAAUUUAGUUAAAAGAUUACAUAGAGAAAGAUUAACUGCAAAAAUAAGCUUACAAUCACUCAUGGUUAUUAUAAACUUAACAAAUACUACCAAAAUUAAUCCAAUAAAAUGUAACCAUAUUUGA